Echinococcus granulosus is the source of this 555-nucleotide messenger RNA. RefSeq names its product Aryl hydrocarbon receptor repressor. The record is from RefSeq and is a predicted model, not a curated record. NCBI's taxonomy places the organism in Eukaryota, Metazoa, Platyhelminthes, Cestoda, Cyclophyllidea, Taeniidae. Gene Ontology annotation, cellular component: aryl hydrocarbon receptor complex; nucleus. Bases 1 to 555 code for a protein of 184 amino acids. Gene Ontology annotation, molecular function: transcription cis-regulatory region binding; protein dimerization activity; nuclear receptor activity. The transcript has 3 exons. Gene Ontology annotation, biological process: regulation of transcription by RNA polymerase II.
AUGGUUGAUGAUUGGGUUAUCAAAACCAUGUAUGCCACCAAACGCCGGCGGAAGAAUACCAAAAUGGUAACCAAUCAACUUACAGAAGUUGGCUACAAAGUGGAGUGUGGAACGGGCAACACGAAGUCGAAUCCCAGCAAGCGACAUAGAGAACGUUUGAAUGCUGAACUGGAGCACCUAGCCAGUCUUCUCCCCUUUGAGCAAUCAGUCAUUGCGAAGCUAGACAAACUCUCUAUUCUACGACUCGCUGUCUCUUACCUGAGGAUGAAAGGCUACUUUCAAGUUUACCCACUUCCCCUUCUUUUCCUCCUCCUCCUCCUCCUCUUCUUCACGCACCAGCACAAAAAGCGCCCCUCUAUAAAUCAGCAGAAGCAGCAACAGCAAAAGCAGUUGUGGCAGCAUUGCGUGCGUGCCAUAUUUCGUUUCGAGAAGCCAGUUUAUUCGAAGGGGGAUGGCGGUGGCGAGACGGACUGCCUGAACCGUUGCUUUCACCUCUUCCCCAUCUCGCCCUCAUUCCCCUCCCUCGCGCAGCCGCGCCAACCACAUGCAAACUGA